CUGCCGCAUCACGUUAAAUUGCAUAUCUGCCAAUGUCUUCUCUUUAAAUGAGAGGACUAGUACGUAAUAUGAAGCAUUUAUAUGGAGUAUAAACCAAUCUGAUUGUGAAUGCUGAAACAUUAAGGAUUUCAAGAUGUUGGUGGAAGUCGGAAGUAGGCAUCAUUCCCGUUACACUCCAUCAACUGGAAUGACUGCUAAGGAACUUUGCGAAAAUGAUGAUUUAGCCACUACUCUGGUUUUAGAUCCUUACCUUGGUUUUACAGCACAUAAAAUGAAUAUAUGUUUUACGUCUUUUGUUGUGGACAAAGGGAAGCUUCAUCAAGGCAUAAUGAAUUUCAUAAAACAUCAGAAUUAUGACAAGGCUUACAAAGUUUUAACUGCUUGGGACUGGUUUCCUAGAUACAUGCACUCCAAAACUCCUCAUCAGCAAAGUACUUUUCGGGAACAUAUUUUUCGGUAUCUUAGAGUUUUUGAUAAACAUUCUGGUUUCAAAGUCUGUGUUUGUGAAAGAUAUUCUUUAGAAGGAAAUGUUGGAGCUAAAGUUUGUGCUACCAAAAAAUGGUAUAAAAAUGAUAAAAUGCUGUAUCUCGUUGGCUGCAUAGCAGAAUUGUCUGAAAAAGAAGAAGCAGAGUUAUUGGAGCCUGGGAAAAAUGACUUCAGUGUAAUGUAUUCAUGUCGUAAAAAUUGCGCUCAGCUUUGGCUUGGCCCCGCUGCCUUCAUAAAUCAUGACUGUCGCCCAAAUUGCAAAUUUGUAGCUACAGGUCGUGACAGUGCGUGUGUUGAAGUAUUGAGAGAUAUUGAUGCCGGGGAAGAAAUUACAUGCUUUUAUGGCGAAGAUUUUUUUGGAGACAAUAAUUGUUAUUGUGAAUGUGAAACUUGUGAAAGGAGAGGAAGAGGAGCUUUUAGUGCUAAGACCCCAAAGCAUGAUUUGUAUCUAGAAUCCAAACUUGUUUAUUCUUUGAGAGAAACAGACAAUAGAUUGAAUCGAUUCAAGAAACAAGCAAACGAUAAAAACAAACCUAUAAGGCAAAAUGACUUACUCUCUAAUUUAUCAGAAACAAAAGGAUCAAGUAAUAACUGCAGUGAUGUUCUGCAAGUGUUUGAAACACAGAAGAAGAAAGUUAAAAAUCGCAAGCAGCUUAACAAGGAAGUAAAGCAGUCAAUUCAGAUGGAAAAUGAAGACUCAAUUGAAAUACAAAAUAAUUUUGUAAGCAACUCCACACAAGAUAUAGAAAACUUUCCAGAUGGAAGUCUAGAAUCUAGUAAUGAUGAAAAGGCACCAAAAGAAAAUUCUGAAGUUGAAAUUUUGCCCAGUGAAAUUCCCAUUGAACCAGAGUCUCAAAAUGAAAUAAGUCCUAUCUCCCCAGUUGCUGCUAUCCAUAGCCCUGUAUCAAAAGUUGAAUGUGCUGAUUCAUUUUGUGCGGACUCUGAUGUCCUUUUUGUACAAAAUGUGGACAUGGAGAAUGUUGCUAAUCAGGAUUCCAGUAGUGGUUCAGAAAAUGGUGAUCUUGUUAAUACAGAUUUGGAGACUUCCCUUCCUGUAAGCAGCAAAUAUCAAAGUGAUUCAGGCAUUGGAUCUGAAAGCAAUGACUUCCCAAACGACUUCACUACUGCGCAAGAUGCUGUGAUAAUUUCUGUUCCACUGGUUGACGUUCAAGAAAGCACCAUGUUUCCUAGAAUAGAAAAUAGUGAGAAUGAUGAAAUUUCAAAGUGCAUCAAUGAGAAGGAGCCAUUUUUUUCGUCUCCUUGUCACGAAACUGAAAUAGUGGACGACCAAGAUAUUGGUGGCCACGACGAUGAUUGUAAUGUUUUGUCCGGCAUGAAAGAAACUUUAAAAUCAAUUACAGAAAAAGUUUCAUCUCCUGAACCUGAAUUCCUAACAGACAUUUGCCUUUCACACGAUGAGGAAGUUGUGAGGGAUGCUUCAUAUCCGUCCACAGUAGAAUUUAAGUGGACCAGUGAGAAACAAAAUUGCAUGAAAAUAGCUUCGAUGGCUGAACGAGACAAUAUGCCUUCAUCUCCUUGUGAACGCUCAAAACUCAUUCUUCGUAUUAAAAGAACUAAUUCAGGGAUAAUUUAUUCAUCAACCAAUCCCUUUGGUUUUAAGAAACCUGAAAAGGGAGUGAUUUCUUCAAAUUAUGGAAAGAGUUUCACUCAUAAUAAUAAUCAUUUUAAAAAGAAAAAGAGUAAGCACAAAAGUCACCACCAUCACCGCCACCACCACCACCAUCAUCACCAUCAUCACCACCACCACCAUCACCAUCAUCGGCACCAUAGAACUAAUGAUGAUCAUCGCAAUAAAAUACUAAAACGUAAUUUUUGUGAUUCUCCUAUAUCUUAUGAACAUAAUAACAUUUCAGAUAAUUAUAUUGGUGGUGAAAAUUUUUCCGAAUUCCUUAAAAGGGUUGGGGAGAUAAAAUUCAAGAGAAUAAAAUUGAAAUAUGGAUGCAACAAUUUGCUUAGUAUUGACAUUCCACCUAUGAAGCAUAAGAAAGUGUCUUAAUUUUUUUUAAAAAAAUUAAUUUGUUCUUGAAAUUUUUAUAGCAAUAUUGUUUAUUGUAUAUAGAAAUUGUUUUUAUUGUUCUUAACACUGCCAUUGUACAGUUCUUAAACUGAUAUCUUUUGUGUAAUUCUUCUGGAUCUUGAAGUAUAAACUGCAUUAAUAUGCAGUUACCCUUAAAUAACAUAUAGAUGAUAAGCCCUUAAUAUGCUGAUGGUAAAGAUGUUCUGCCAACAGUUUUUAUACUGUGAACUAAAUCUUAAAAUAAAAUUUUUAUUGCUGUAACAAAAUUCAUUACAUUUUAUUGUAUUUUUAAAAAUAUUUUAUGUGAACAUUUCUUCUAAAAUAGCUUUAUAUAGGUAGAUUAUUUAUAAUUUGUUAAGAGAUGCACAAAUUUUUAUUCAGUUUGAGAACUGUCCAUAUAACUGCUAAAAGGCAGUUAUAAAAUGGUUCUAACUGUGAUGCAUGCAAUUCUGUAAAACAGACUUUUAAAAUUUUUAUUUAUGUAUUUAUAUUAUUUUUGUUAAUUGUUGCGGUGAUUAUUUUAAGUGAAACAAACUUCAUGAAUAUUUAUUUUCAUUUUUAAAAAAAUUUUGUAAUGUAAAUUCUGCAAUAUUUGUUUUUAAUUGUUGUAUGAUAUGUCUUGUGUUUUUAUUCCAUUAAAUGAACGGUGAAAAAACUUAUUUGUAGAAUGUAAUAAGCAUAUUAAUUUAAAUGUGUAUAAUUUUUAGUUUUGAAUAAUUAAAUUUUAAAUUAAGACUUUUU
Molecule: messenger RNA, 3265 nt
Organism: Uloborus diversus
Lineage: Eukaryota; Metazoa; Arthropoda; Arachnida; Araneae; Uloboridae
Exons: 9
Coding region: 134-2503 (789 amino acids)
Cellular component (GO): nucleus
Molecular function (GO): protein binding; histone H4K20 methyltransferase activity
Source: RefSeq, a predicted model, not a curated record